Messenger RNA from Dibothriocephalus latus, 375 nucleotides. Lineage: Eukaryota; Metazoa; Platyhelminthes; Cestoda; Diphyllobothriidea; Diphyllobothriidae. The record is from the annotation of a GenBank genome assembly.
AUGGCUCUCGAAGGAUUUUGUGGUCGUGAAGAGUCUGCCGGGCCUGAUCUCUGGUUCCACAACAAAGUCCACAACAUGGUGGACGGAAGUAUGUGCUGUGUCGGCACAGCCGCCAAUGACCCCCUCUUCCUCCUUCAUCAUGUAAUGGUGGAUAAAGUCUUCACCGCUUGGUACGAAAAAUACAACCCAUCGCUUUCAGAAUUACCCCAGCAAGCCGUGCGGCCUGGCCACUGCAGGGAUUGCUUCAUGCCUGGAUUCAUCCCACUGGCUCGCAAUGCUGACAUUUUUACUGACACAAGAAAUCUCGGCUACGUCUACGAUAACAACCUAUUCGGCGUCAGGGCACAAAACGGCAGAGCACCAGUUGCUGCUUAG